CGACAUAAUCACGCGUCGCAGACACUCUGACAUACCGCCAACCCUUGUCCAGCAGCGCGCUAGUGAAGCUUCUUUGGAACAUAGAACUUUGAUUGAUCCCAAGCACCGUGAAGUCCACUUUGCGAACUAUGAACAUGUCCUUCCUUUAUGACUCUGACCAUAUCGGAUCUGACGACAUGGAUGGCGUUCUUGAGAUGUCACUCUUAGAACACCAGAAUGCAGACGCGAACGUUCGCGCUGCGGGCUCAUCCGAUGCACUUCCACAGUUUUCGUGCCGAGGUGACCUGGACCUUGACGCUCGCGUGUCUGCGCUGGACGCGGAAAUACGAAGCAUUGACGAUCAGAUCGAAAAACUGAAAGAGUGUCGUCGGGAUCUUGUCGUAGAAAAAGAUGACUUGAUACGGCGGCGGCAGGACUCAUUACAAACUGUGUCCUCCAGUGCUGCAGCAUAUGGCCGUGAUGGCAAGGGCAAGGGCAGUGCCAUCGGAACCAUCGAUUAUACUAUCGAAUUCAAGUGGGGCCCGCAAUUGAAAGGAACGAUGAAGAAAGUAUUUGGGAUCAGUGCUUUUCGCUUGUGCCAGCAGGGGGUUUGCAAUGCAAACAUGGAUGGACGCGACACAGUUUGCGUAAUGCCAACAGGGGGAGGCAAAUCUCUUACAUAUCAACUCCCCGCACUGCUCACCCCUGGGUGCACUUUGGUCAUUUCUCCUCUUAUUUCGCUCAUAACAGAUCAGAUUCUACACCUAAGGGAGGCCGGAGUGGAGGCGGUGAUGCUUACCGGAGGAACUUCGAGGGCGGAGGCUAAUGAAAUCCAACAGCGCCUGUCAGCCAUGGCUUCCUCACGGGGUCGGGACCGAGAAAUAAAAUUAUGUUACGUCACACCAGAGAAGAUCUCUAAAAAUAAGGGAUUCUUGUCUCUAUUAGGCAAACUCGUCGAAGGCGGAAAGCUGGCUCGCAUUGUCAUCGACGAGGCACAUUGUGUUUCACAACUUGGUCAUGACUUCAGGCCAGACUACAAGAAGCUCAGCGCACUUCGCCAAUUCUUUCCUCAUGUACCAUUAUUGGCAUUGUCUGCGACUUGUCCACCAAAGGUGUUGCAGGACAUCUUGAAAAUUCUUCACAUGAAACCUGUAGUUGAAGGAAAGGCAGCCUCUCCGCGGGAUGGAACGAUAUACUUCUCGGCUCCACUUUAUCGCAAAAAUCUACACUACUCAGUGCUUCCAAAGCCACACUCUGCAAAGGAGGCCAUAUCAGUUAUGUCGGAUUAUAUUUUGAAUAAUCACGAGAAUGACUCGGGAAUUGUGUAUUGCCUUACUAAGAAGGAUGCCGAAAGCGUUGCUGAAAACUUACAGGGAUGGAGCAAUAAUCGUAUAAAAACUGGCGUGUAUCACUCAGAGAUUCCUGACGCACAGAAAGAGCGGAUUCACAAACGGUGGAGAGAGGGGACCGUACAAGUGGUUUGUGCUACGAUAGCAUUCGGACUAGGGAUCGACAAAGGAAAUGUCAGAUUUGUGUUGCAUCACACCAUAUCAAAAUCUCUCGAUGGUUACUACCAGGAGUCUGGACGAGCUGGACGAGAUGGACGAGACGCGGAUUGUGUACUCUAUUACAGACCUCAAGACGCCACGCGGCAGUCAUCUAUCACUUGCACGGACAAAGACAGUCAAAUGAAGCUACAUGAUAUGUUGCGUUUUGCUCAAGACAUGUCGGAAUGUCGCAAGAUACUGUUUGCAAGGUACUUUUCAGCUUCCUCCGACCUCUCCAUGGCCUCCUGGACUACACAGGAAUCAAGGGCUACAGAUCGCUGCGGCCAUUGCGACAAUUGUACACGGUCACCAGAUACCGUUGAGCAACGUGACGUUACCCUUGAGGCCUGGCAAAUCCUUAAGAUCCUUGAGACCGUUUCAGCGCAGGGGGGACGUCAGACAAUAGCCGGUCUCGGCGACAUAGCAAGGGGCUUGGGUGGAGGAGCGUUUGAGGCCAGUAGUAAGCGUCGAAAAACCAAGGAGAAGCUACAAUUCGACUACGAGGCCAUUUCAGGAGGGAAGGUUGAACUUUCGAAGGACCACAUCGAAACGUUGAUCGUGCACCUACUUGUUUCAGGAUACCUAAGAGAGGACUUCUCCUCCACCGCAUACUCGGUCAAUGUGUACGUCACUCCGGCACCACUAGCGAUCAGGCUCACGCGGCAUACGCGCGCUGAGAUCGUGACUGGUAAGGGGCCGAAAAUCUGCUGUUCCUUCAGACGAGCACAUCGUCGAAGCAAGGGUGCUACCGUGGCUACGAUAAAUGCGGCACCAACAACUGUGCAAGAAAUAGUUGACGGCAGUGAUUCAGAAGAUGAGGCCAUUGCCGGACCUUCGAGUUCCUGCUUACCAAGGCACAGCCUCCGAACGAAAAAUAAACGAUCUCGUCAAGAAUUGGACGAGCCAGAAGGAUCCGAGGGCAGCGAAGAUUUUACAGAGGAAAUACUGAUGAUAGAUGGUGAUUCAUCGGACAAUGGAAGCGAUGACGUUGAAGGUCAGGACUGGGAGUACUCGAUAAGGCCGACGCGGAGACGGGCGGUCGCGGAGAAGCGGAGGACCACUCUAAGAGAUAAGAAGACGAGAACGUAUUCGGAUAUAAUAUCCCUUUCGUCUGACGGAUGAAUGUACCAUCCCCUAGACAAAUUUCGGACAGUUCUAUAUCUACCAGUGGUACCAGCC
Messenger RNA from Pisolithus orientalis, 2705 nucleotides. RefSeq names its product ATP-dependent DNA helicase. The coding region runs from base 129 to 2648 and encodes 839 amino acids. Lineage: Eukaryota; Fungi; Basidiomycota; Agaricomycetes; Boletales; Pisolithaceae. Gene Ontology annotation, biological process: double-strand break repair via homologous recombination. Gene Ontology annotation, molecular function: ATP binding; nucleic acid binding; four-way junction helicase activity. The record is from RefSeq and is a predicted model, not a curated record. Gene Ontology annotation, cellular component: cytoplasm; chromosome. The transcript has 16 exons.